Lathyrus oleraceus (garden pea) is the source of this 642-nucleotide messenger RNA. RefSeq lists its product as uncharacterized. The record is from RefSeq and is a predicted model, not a curated record. Lineage: Eukaryota; Viridiplantae; Streptophyta; Magnoliopsida; Fabales; Fabaceae. Bases 31 to 642 code for a protein of 203 amino acids. The transcript is spliced from 3 exons.
CUUUGAAGUUGCAAGGAAAAUAGUUAAUAAAUGGCAUCUACACCUGAACAAAAAAAGGAAGGGACAAUAGCAUCUAGGUUGAGAUCAAGUUUCAAAAAGACAUUCCAAACAAAAGAAGGAAUUGAAGGGAAGCCAAUUCGGUUAGAAAAAGACAUUAAUAAGAUCAAAGCUGAAAAGGUUACAAAGAAGAGCGGUGCUUCUAAGACUAAAGAUUCAUCUUCAAAGAUCUUGAAUAGUUCUGGCAAAGAAGAGAUGAAAGACAACGAGCCUACAUCAAGUAAACAACAAGCUAGUAAAAAACCAAUAAAACAACAACCAAGACACUAUAUUCAAUGGGAUGGCACUGAAGACACAAGUAUGAAGUGGAACUGUGAUUUGUGUAGGCUUAAUUUAGCUAAUAAAGAGGAACAAGAACAUUCAAAUCAACAUGGAGAUGGAGACGGAGGUGGAGAUGGAGAUGAACUGCAGUAUUACUUGUUAUCCUCGCAAGGGGGAGAGGAAGAUUUGAGGAGUAGCGUUUUGCCGGAAGUUGCUGUUCUUCCAUGCAGUCACGUCUUCCAUAUCACAUGUUUAUCUGCCCCCCUCACUCAUCUCACUGAUCCUCCAUGCCCCAUUUGUGAUCCUGCUACCACGUCACUCUAA